GGCUAUUGUCUGGUUUGGGUGGCACCUGGGUGCAAUCUGUCGACAGGCGACCACGGUUGCCCACGCCACAUCGCUUCAAGUUAGCGAUUAUGAAUUUGCAUCCUCGUGGCUUAUUUUGCUUGAAUGAAUUUGAGAGGCCAACUCCGCGGCUUUCGAGCCAUAUCGCCGAUGUUGCAACUCCCAGACGGCCUCUUUCAUGCGGACAAAGCACCAUAUCAGGUGCCAUUAGACGUUGGAUACUUGUCAUGAAGUCUUCGGUCUAGGUUCUGCCAACAAUGGAAGUAUUGCGUAGUCGGGAGAAUCGGAUCAACGAAGAGUGUUUUACAUCGCAAUGGGCUACAAUGCAACCAACCUGACUCGUCAUAUCCAGAACUGUCGGGUAGGUGACUAUUUGGCCCUGUAUAUAUGGAAUCGGUGGACGCGCCCGACCAAAACCUUCGUACACGGCCCCAAACAUGACAGGCAUGUUGUUACUAUGUUUACAAUCAUAAUGUCGUUACGUAGACGGUUGCACGGCGUGAUGGGCGCAGUGCCCGCUAAUUCACACAUCCUUGCUUCUCGGAGACCCAGGAAGUACCGGAGCCGUAUAUCGUAUUCUGUCAGAGCCACAUAUCACAAGCAUACAUGCAUUAAGGCUGAAGGUGUCCAGGCGACAUGUCGACCAAGUUCAGCGGGUAUGCAUACCAGCACACGCACAUGAGCACCUGCCCGGGCAUGAGCGGUCAGCCCGGGCAGAGCCCGCUCAUGCCGCCAUGGUGUGGCCGGCUGGCACAGAGCCCGCGCAUAGCGAUGCAGGCGGCUGUGGGCAGCCAGCAGCCGCCGACACGCACCCACCCGUGCCGUUAAUCGCCUGCAGCCGCCCACAUCACAAGCGCAGUCGCGGCCCGGGCAUGGGAUGGUUUGAUGGGGCGCCGUCCCACUUCCGAUAGUACCCAGAGCCUGACAGGCCAUGUGGAGAUGCGCGGAGGGGUAGAGUGGACGGACAAGGCGCGUACGCAGGUGUGUGAUGGGACAGGGUUCAAGGCAGGUUGGCGAGGUCCCGUAGGGUGCAGCCGAUGCCCAGACCCGUAAGCAGACAGCAAACAGUUUGCAGUGGCAGAGCAGAAGUGCAUGGCUGGUCGAACGCCGGCGUUACUGUACCGACAAGUUGCUGGCUGGCUGGAAGUUUGCUGAUGCGCAUUCCUCACGCUCCGGGCGCCCGGCCAGGCGAUAGCACGACACAGACAGACCGCAACGCCACACUCGCGAUGCAGAGCCGCAGCGCACCUGCAGGAAGAUGACCAGCGUCCACGGAUGAGCACCAGAGGCAACCGCAGAGAAAAUGCAGACAGAAUGCAGCAAAGCAGUGGCCGGGCGACAGCGUGACAAGCAGGGGCGAAAACAGGGCGAAGCAAGGCAGAAAAGGGAGCCCGAAUGUACGGAUGAGUGGCGGGCGAGUCGAAUGCGAUUGCGAGACAAACACAACCGGAGUGUGAGGAAGCGCCGCGGGUUGGUAGUGGGAGUGUCGUGGCUGAAGUUCGGGACAGAGAGCUGUAUCGCGCGCCCUAAGGACCGAGUGCGGUUAGCGGAGUGUUUGCUGGCGAGUCGCGCUGGCGCUGGCGCUGCAGUGUAGUGUGAAAAAGGAGUCAAAUACAAAGCAGGAAGACACUGAAGUUGGUAGCUGGCACGAAUGUGUGAUGACGGUGGGCGCUACUGACGAGUGGGACUGGCACGGUCGGUAGCAGCUGCCUGGUCGGUGGGUGGUUCGCUCGGGAGGGAGAGGCCGGGCUCACAAAGAGCUCCCCGG
Chlamydomonas reinhardtii is the source of this 1786-nucleotide messenger RNA. RefSeq lists its product as uncharacterized. The transcript has a single exon. Lineage: Eukaryota; Viridiplantae; Chlorophyta; Chlorophyceae; Chlamydomonadales; Chlamydomonadaceae. The coding region runs from base 655 to 846 and encodes 63 amino acids. The record is from RefSeq and is a predicted model, not a curated record.